AGAGAGAGAGAAGAAGAAGAAGUUAGAGAGGGAAAGAAGAAGUUAGAGAGAGAAAGAGGAGAGAGAGAGAGAUCUUGGGACGUGAAUGACGACUGGUGAACAAUUGGAGUUGCCGCCGGGAUUCAGGUUUCAUCCGACGGACGAGGAGCUUGUGAAUCAUUACUUGAUAAGGAAAUGUGCUUCGCUUCCGAUUUCUGUUCCGAUUAUCAAAGAAAUCGAUCUCUACAAGUUUGAUCCAUGGCAACUACCUGAAAUGGCGCUUUACGGAGAAAAAGAAUGGUAUUUCUUUUCGCCAAGGGACAGGAAAUAUCCGAACGGGUCACGGCCGAACCGGGCCGCGGGGAGGGGCUAUUGGAAGGCGACUGGGGCCGACAAGCCCAUUGGAAAGCCCAAACCAUUGGGAAUCAAGAAGGCCCUGGUUUUCUACUCCGGGAAAGCCCCUAGAGGAGUCAAAACCAACUGGAUCAUGCACGAGUAUCGCCUUGCCAAUGUCGAUCGCUCUGCUUCCAAAAAGAACAACUCCAGGUUAGACGAUUGGGUAUUGUGUCGAAUUUACAACAAAAAGGGUAACGUAGAGUUGAAAAACUACCCAACGGGGCAAAAUUUUGAGGAAUUAAACUCGGAAUUUGAGGACAAGAAGCCGGACAUUGCGUUGCGUAAUUUCCCCAACGACCGCUUGUACAUGGACAUGUCGGAUUCUAUACCGAAGCCGCACUCGCACACGCACACGACGGACUCGAGCUGCACGGAGCACGUGCUCUCGCCCGAGAUCACGUACGACAACAGAGAGGUUCAAAGUCAACCCAAAUGGAAUAACGGCUUUGAGAACAAUAACAAUGCCUUUGAUAACUUCAACUACAUGGAAGGGUUCUUGGAUCAAGACCCUUUUGGCUCUCAAGUUCAGUUCCAAUUGGACCAGCUCUCUCCCUUGCAAGACAUGUUCACGUUCCUACAGAAACCUUUUUAGAUUUUUAAUAACCCACACCAAAAAUUAUACAAAAAAAAUAUAUAUAUAUAUUUAUUUAUGUAUAGAACAAUGUUAGGAGACAUCAGAGGUCGCGCUUUUCAACACCACCCCGCUAAUAAAAAGUGAAUCACACGAUAUGGGAUUCGAUUCACUUUGUAUUAGUUGUGUACCGAAUGCUGUCAAAACAUUUUUCAUGCCUAUAUUGAUAACCUUAAUAUGGGCCCAAUAUUAUCUUAUUGAAAUUUAGGUAACUCAAGAUUGAGUUGAUCGUCCUUGUAUUGUGGCCGUGGCAAUCUUUGUCUGGCCCAAUGUUAGGUGGAGUCGGUGGGAAAUGACAGUCUGGAUUGAUCAUGAUUCAGCAUGGUCACCAGAUCCUACGGCGGCUAGUGGUAGCAAGUUAGCCACCAUGUUAAUAGUAGUAUAUAUAGUAAUAGUAGCACGUGACGACAUUUCUUGUAGAAAAUUACUGGAAUGCUUCACAUUGUAUUUUGUAACAAGAAUUUUUUUUAUUGGAAUAUUGGUUGAAUAUGAAAAUUUUUCAACGUGGUGGCCCCACAUAUAAGAGGGUGGAACUAUA
Morus notabilis is the source of this 1544-nucleotide messenger RNA. RefSeq names its product NAC domain-containing protein 2. The record is from RefSeq and is a predicted model, not a curated record. Gene Ontology annotation, molecular function: DNA binding. The coding region runs from base 86 to 967 and encodes 293 amino acids. The transcript is spliced from 3 exons. NCBI's taxonomy places the organism in Eukaryota, Viridiplantae, Streptophyta, Magnoliopsida, Rosales, Moraceae. Gene Ontology annotation, biological process: regulation of DNA-templated transcription.